AGUCACUGUUUGUAUACAGGUUGUUUUGAGGUAAAGUUUCAGUAAGGAUUCUGUAGUAACGAAGGACAUGUGUGAAAAGAACAAGAGGGUAAGCCGGUGGCUGGGUGAGGUGUUUGGAGCAGAAGCAGUACCACAGUUUGAAGUGAACACACGCACCAUCGAGCUGCUGGACCAGCUUACACAAUUUAGCGAGCUCCGGUGUACAGAAGUGUCCUUACUUACAGAGGAUUACGCACAGAAAGCAACAGAAUACAACAGUGAUGGCACACACUUGCAGGAGGUGCUUCUCCAAGGGGCAGGACUGCAGCCAGGAAGCAUUUCCAAAACCACCUCUGACUUUCUGUCUGUCUUAGAGGGCACUGCUGAGAACCUUAAAGUUAGGGACACAUCGAUGGGAAGCUUUGUUCCUGCAAUUAAUAAACUGACCGACGACCUGGCCGAGGCAGAGAGGACUGACAGAAGACUGAAGCAGGAGCUCUCCGCUGUGAGGAAGAAGAUGGCCACCACAAUGAUCCUCCGGAAAAAACUGCAAGAGGACUUGGAGAAAAUCACACAGGUCCAGCAGGUUGAAGCGGCCACAGCUGAGGAGAGACUGCUCAAUAUGGACUUCAUGAAGAACAAAUCCAGAGACCUUACCUACAGGAACAAGAUAGCACAGGACAAGCUGGCUUCCAGACAGAUGAAGGACUCACUCACCCAUCAGUCCAUUGUGCAGCUCUCAGAAAAAAUCACAGCACUAAAGCAGGAAAUUGCACCACUCGUGAAGAAACUGGAGCCGUUCGACGACCUGAGUCCUAGUCCUGCUCUGGCUCGGGUUAAAAUCGAAGAGGUGAAGAGAGAGUUGGCAGCCCUGGAUGCUGAACUAGAGCAGAAGGUGGACUUAAUGAACACUUUAUCUAAAUAACUUUUUAUUUUGUAAUUGUAUUUGUUGUUAUUCUCAUGUAAUGACUAUAUUUUCUACUUAAUUACAUUUGUAGUAAUGCAGUAUUUGCUUUGUAUAAAUAAUAAUAAAUGUAAUUGCUCUCCAAA
Trichomycterus rosablanca is the source of this 1029-nucleotide messenger RNA. It is a transcript of the gene haus1, whose product is annotated as HAUS augmin-like complex, subunit 1. Lineage: Eukaryota; Metazoa; Chordata; Actinopteri; Siluriformes; Trichomycteridae. Gene Ontology annotation, cellular component: cytosol; HAUS complex. Bases 68 to 904 code for a protein of 278 amino acids. Gene Ontology annotation, biological process: spindle assembly; centrosome cycle. The transcript has 9 exons. The record is from RefSeq and is a predicted model, not a curated record.